Rotaria sp. Silwood2 is the source of this 2610-nucleotide messenger RNA. NCBI's taxonomy places the organism in Eukaryota, Metazoa, Rotifera, Eurotatoria, Philodinida, Philodinidae. The record is from the annotation of a GenBank genome assembly.
AUGCUAAUUUCUAGCACCAUAAUUCUACUACUGUUAACAUUAAGUUUUCAAGUCACAAGUAUUGUUGCGACUCCAUGCGAUGACUAUAAUAUCACUCAUGAAGUAAAAAAUGAUACUGUACAAAUAAUAUUUUCAUCAUCUGAUAUAACGAGAUUAAAUCGAACAGUUCAAUGUACAGCAAAUUCAUCAGUAGAAUUCAUUGAUGGGCAUGUAUAUAAUUGCACUGGACUCGGUUAUGGACAAGACGGUCAAAUAUUUGUUGGAAUGCAACAUAAUAAUGGUACUUUAGAAACUUAUUUACAACCACCAACUUUAGCGUAUAUCAAUGUACCCGGUGAUAGAGUUCGUUUAGGUAUCGAACGUCCAAUAGGAUCUUUCGAUUAUGUUAUUAUUCAUUGUUCGGAUGAAAAAUCAUACAUAAUAUUUAACACUAGUACACCAUUAGACAACUCUAUAAUUACUGUUGAUUGCUCAUUUCUACAAAAUAUGCCACUUAUGAGUUUCGUAUUGAAAACUAUGAAGAAAGAUUUUAAGCCAGCAGUUACUCACAUUGUCCAAGAAGUUCCUUUCCCUAUUCCAUUUACACAUUCACUCGAUUCGCUUCUACUUACUGUCAUAGCAAAUCCAGCAGCAACAAUAAAUCUUCCUAGUAUAUAUGAAUUUAAUGUAAUAUUUCAUGAUAAAAAAAAUGAAAGUAUUACCUAUGAAAGAACAAAAGUAUCCAAUUUUAACCUUUAUCCAAAUUUAACAUUCAAGUAUGGUCUUAUACCUAAUCUUAAACAUGAAAUUAUUUUUACUCAUACUCUCAAUCCAAUUGGUUAUGCGUUAUCAAAUUCGACAACAAUACCAAUAUCAAAUGUUUCAUAUCCAUAUGAAGUAACAAAUCUUCGUAUACAAGAAGACUUUCAUAGUAUCAUACUUAGCUGGAUCGAUACUCAUUCUUUAUAUGAUCCUAUUGAAUUUAUUGUUUUAUGUAAUUCAAGUAACAAUUCAAUGAGAAAAGUUAGUAGAAAUACAACAUAUACUUGUCAACAAACAACAUUUAAUGAAAUAAGUACUAUUGCCGUUCAAACUCGAGUAGCUAUUCCUGGUUAUACACAUGAUCGAAUAGCUGUUGUAGAAAUUAAUGUUGAACAAGUACCUGACAUACCAUUAUUUGAUGUUUUCAAUAAAACAGAAAAUACAAUAGUAAUACAAUGGAAUUAUAAUAAUUCAUUAAUAUCAAAUUUAUUUCAAUAUAAAAUUCAAUGUGGUUCUUAUGAUGAUUUCCAUCAAAUUGAUAUUCGUUCCAAUGGAUAUCAAUGUCAAUCACUUGAAGAAGGUACCCUUUACAUUAUUGCAAUGUCUUUAGUUAAUCUCAAUGAUACUAUUAAACGAUUAAGAAGUAUUCAGGCGAAUACAUUACUUCAAAAAUGUCAAUAUAGAAAUCAUUAUUAUCCUCCUGAUUUUAAUCCUUUUCGUUCAGUUAUAAUCGAAUGGAGUCCUCCAAAUAAAGGUUUUGAAAGAAUAUAUGUUUACUGUCCGUCAAUAUAUUAUACUUUUGAAUAUUAUGAAGUAAUGUCAAUCAUGUAUGUUAAAUGUGAAGUUACUAGUGGGCAAUCAUAUAAUGUCACAUUUGUUACUUAUAAAAGUGGUUUUGAACCGGCAGUGUUGCAAUUUACGAAUACUGCACCAUUCGAUUCGACAACAACAACUACAACUACAAUGACACCAGAAACGACAAUAACAACAUCCGCAACAACAACAACGACAUCAGAUACCACAUCAACAACAUCAUUAAUAACAACAACAUCAACAACAACUACAAUGGGACCAGUAGUGGAAUUAACAACAACUACAAUGGGACCAGUAGUGGAAUUAACAACAACUACAAUGGGACCAGUAGUUGAAUUAACAACGACUACAAUGGGACCAGUAGUUGAAUUAACAACAACUACAAUGGGACCAAUAGUUGAAUUAACAACAACUACAAUGGGACCAGUAGUGGAACUAACAACAACUACAAUGGGACCAGUAGUGGAAUUAACAACAACAACAAUGGGACCAGUAGUUGAAUUAACAACAACUACAAUGAAACCAGUAGUUGAAUUAACAACAACUACAAUGAAACCAGUAGUUGAAUUAACAACAACUACAAUGGGACCAGUAGUGGAAUUAACAACAACUACAAUGGGACCAGUAGUUGAAUUAACAACAACAACAAUGCGACCAGUAGUUGAAUUAACAACAACUACAAUGAAACCAGUAGUUGAAUUAACAACAACUACAAUGAAACCAGUAGUUGAAUUAACAACAACUACAAUGGGACCAGUAGUGGAAUUAACAACAACUACAAUGGGACCAGUGGUGGAACUAACAACAACUACAAUGGGACCAGUAGUGGAAUUAACAGCAACUACAACGGGCUUAACAACGACAACAUUUUCAAGUACUACUCCUGGAUGUUCUCAAAGUGAAUUACUGAAAGUAAUGGAUGAAUUAGCAAGAUGGCGCACGGCAGCUAUUAUUGCUUUUAUCAUUGCUGGAUUCUUACUUUUGGCUACUGUUUGUCUUACUCUUUUCUCAAUUUUCGUAGUUUUACGAAAUCGACAUAGUAAUUCUGAUGAAUAA